Molecule: messenger RNA, 1604 nt
Organism: Camponotus floridanus (Florida carpenter ant)
Lineage: Eukaryota; Metazoa; Arthropoda; Insecta; Hymenoptera; Formicidae
Product: 3'-5' ssDNA/RNA exonuclease TatD
Exons: 2
Coding region: 405-1319 (304 amino acids)
Cellular component (GO): cytosol
Molecular function (GO): single-stranded DNA 3'-5' DNA exonuclease activity
Source: RefSeq, a predicted model, not a curated record
AUUGUCAUAUGGGCAAAUCCAUAUGGAGCUCAAUCAGUCAUAACGAAGAGAGAUAGAAGCCCGAUAUAUAUAUGUAUGCGUGUACUUUGAUCCAUUAGUGGACGGAAAUUGAAGGAAAGAAAAAGAAGGAAGAUAGAGAUCAGUCGCGGACUCGCAACAUGUAAUGAUGUGCGAUGGCCCGUCAACGUUUUACACACACUCGAGUCACCUCUACUCCGUUUCACUUGGCUGUGUAAUGAUACGAACGUAUGCGACUUUGACAAAAAUGAUCGAUGACUGAUUGUCAGAACGAGAAAAUUCAUAUCAUCCAACAUUGUGCACGUGUGGAAUAUAUUAUUAUACGUAUCGUAGCUCGUGUAUUUGAAGGUUGGAAUUGACCUUAUUGUGUCUCAUAGUCUAAAGGAAUGGCUGAAGAGGAAAAAGCUGUUCCCUCAUCCAUGACACAAUGCUAUGAAAAUUACAUUAUAGUUGAUGUGGGUGCCAAUUUAACGAAUAAGAAGUAUAGUCGAGAUUUAGAUAGUGUAAUACAAAGGGCAAAGGAUGCUGGUGUACAAAAGAUUAUGGUGAUAGGUGCCAGCAUUCGUUCCAGCAAAGAAGCCUUGAGGCUAACUAGAAUAUAUCCUGGGACACUUUACUCGACAGCUGGUAUACACCCGCAUGAUGCCAAAUCUUGGGAAGAUCCAGACACUUUGCAUGAACUGGAAACCAUAGCCAAUAAUCUUGAAUGUGUUGCAAUUGGAGAAUGUGGCUUGGAUUACAGUCGCGACUUCUCAGCCCCAGAGACUCAACGCGCUGUAUUUCAUAAACAAAUAGAAUUAGCUUGUACAUUAAAUAAGCCAUUAGUAAUACAUGAAAGAAGUGCACAAAAAGAUGUGUUGGAGGUUCUUAGUCAAUAUAAGAAUCGUUUACCGCCCGUUCUGAUUCACUCCUUCAUUGGCACUGCGGAGGAGGCACAGAUUUACUUGAAUCAAGGCUUUUAUCUAGGUAUCACGGGUUACUUAUGUAAGGAUAAGUCUGAUAGCGGAAUAAGACAAUUGUUAGAAGGUGGACAGGUGCCAUUAGAUAAAAUCUUAGUAGAAACUGACGCACCAUUUAUGUACCCCAAUACUAGAGCCAGCAAAUUACCCGCACACGUGAAAGACGCUUUAACCGAACGUUCUAUGAUGUUCCUCCAUCGUUAUUGCACCUUUCAACGUAAUGAACCAUGUGCCUUGCCUGCGAUUGUAGAAAUGGUAGCAGCAUUUAUGCGAACUACGCCGGAGCAAGUUGCGUUAGCUACCGCUUUUAAUGCUCUAAAAUUAUUCGGUUUAAAUCAAUGAUAAUAUUCGGAUCUCACAAAAUUAUAUAAAAUGGUGCUAAUUGUAAGAGAGCAGGUGCUAUAUGAAAGUUUUAUUACUAUGACAGUUUUAUUACGAUUUUUAAUGUAUAAAGCUUUACUUUUUUUUGGAGUCCAAUUCAUUUCUUUACAGUUUUUUUUCUUUUUUAUCAGAAAAAUGGCAGUUAUAUAAUACUUAAGAAAACUGAUUUAAUAAAUGCCUGCUUGCAGAUUAAGAUAAAGUUGAUAAUAAAAUUUACUUAUAAUUAUAUAAGUUUAUGUAGAAGGG